CGCGCGUCGCGUCGCGAAAUACGAUGCGAUCCCUCCGCGAGCUCGCUCGCCUCGCGACCCGCGCUUCCUCCCUCGCGUCGCGCGCUCCCGCCGGCGCGCCGCCCGCGAUCGCGUCCCGGACGCGCGUCUUCACGAUGUCAUCCCCCGCCGCCGAGGAGGUGGACGCGUACAAAGUCGGCGACUCGACGAACAUCAAGUGGCACGAGGGAUCCGUGGACGCGUCGACGCGCGAGAAGGCGCUGAACCAGAAAGGGUGCGUCCUGUGGUUCACCGGCCUGAGCGGCUCGGGGAAGAGCACGGUCGCGUACACGCUCGAGCACGCGCUGUUUCAGCGCGGGAAGAUCGCGCAGGUACUCGACGGGGACAACAUUCGCCACGGCCUGAACAGCAACCUCGGGUUUUCCGCCGCGGACCGCGAGGAGAACAUCCGGCGCAUCGGCGAGGUCGGGAAGCUCUUCGCGGACUCCGGGAUGAUCACGCUCAUCUCGUUCAUCUCGCCGUACCGCGCGGACCGACAGAAAGUGCGCGAGCGCGUCGGGGACGGCAAGUUCGUGGAGGUGUACAUGAAGAUCCCUCUCGCCGUGUGCGAAGAACGCGACCCCAAGGGCCUGUACAAAGCAGCGCGCGCGGGUAAGAUCAAGGGGUUCACCGGGAUCGACGACCCGUACGAGGAGCCUUUGAACGCGGAGAUCGUCAUGGAGGUGGCGAAGGAGGGCGGGGACGGGACGUUGGCGCCCCCGGAGAAGAUGGCCGCCGCGAUCAUCGACGUCCUCGAGAAGAAAGGCUUUCUCACCGCGUAAGUAUAUAAUAACGAGGGCGCGAGACCGCUCCCCGUGCGACCCCGCGCGCGCGGUGAACGUCGAUCCUCGAGGGCUUUCUCGCCCCGCGCGACCGAUGUGACGGCGACGAAAGAGGGGUCGUGAUGAUGCAGCACCCACCUCUAUGUUUGAUGAAGAUGAUGAUAUACUUAUCUACGUCCUACGUUUU
This is a messenger RNA of Micromonas pusilla CCMP1545, 987 nucleotides long. RefSeq lists its product as uncharacterized. NCBI's taxonomy places the organism in Eukaryota, Viridiplantae, Chlorophyta, Mamiellophyceae, Mamiellales, Mamiellaceae. Bases 24 to 800 code for a protein of 258 amino acids. The transcript has a single exon. The record is from RefSeq and is a predicted model, not a curated record. Gene Ontology annotation, biological process: sulfate assimilation. Gene Ontology annotation, molecular function: adenylylsulfate kinase activity; ATP binding.